GCUGGGAGGCCACAGGCGGGCGGGCACAGUGUAGGGUUACAGUCCAUUUAUGGGCGCAGCAAGGGCAGAUAUCAGUGUCGAUGGCAUUCGCUCCCAGCUAUUCUUAGGAGCCUCCCAGGAGCUCUGCACAGCCUGUCUAGGCAGCAAGGGGCAGAGCAGAGGCAGCCACUAUCAGCACCAGCAUGUCUUACAGUGUGACUCUGACCGGGCCCGGACCCUGGGGCUUCCGUCUGCAGGGAGGCAAGGACUUCAACAUGCCCCUCACUAUCUCCAGGAUCACACCAGGUAGCAAGGCAGCCCAGUCCCAGCUCAGCCAAGGUGACCUUGUGGUGGCCAUCGACGGCGUCAACACAGACACUAUGACCCACCUGGAAGCCCAGAACAAGAUCAAGUCUGCCAGCUACAACCUGAGCCUCACCCUGCAGAAGUCAAAACGUCCUGUUGCCAUCUCCACAACUGCACCCCCCAUCCAGUCCCCUCUGCCGGUGAUCCCUCACCAGAAGGACCCUGCUCAGGACACGAACGGCAGCCUGGCGGCACCAAGCCCCAACCCUGAGGCAAGGGCCAGCUUGGGCACCCCAAGCACCCUGGAGCUCAGGGGCACCUUUAGCUCCUCCUUCUCCCAGACCUCCAUCUGCUCCUCUCACACGGAGGCCUCGGACCUCGGCCCUCCACGGGACAGCCCAGGGGCCAAGGCCAUCCCUGAGGGGGCCCAGGACCCACUCAGCCUGAAAGUCCUGCCAGGUCCGAGCCAGCCAAAGCAGUAUAACAACCCCAUUGGCCUGUAUUCAGCAGAGACCCUGAGGGAGAUGGCUCAGAUGUAUCAGAUGAGCCUCCGAGGGAAGGCCUCAGGUGCUGGACUCCUAGGAGGGAGCCUUCCUGUGAAAGACCUUGCUGUGGACAGCGCCUCUCCAGUAUACCAGGCUGUGAUUAAGAACCAGAACAAGCCAGAAGACGAGGCUGAUGAGUGGGCCCGCCGUUCCUCCAACCUGCAGUCUCGCUCCUUCCGCAUCCUGGCCCAGAUGACAGGGACGGAAUACAUGCAAGACCCUGAUGAAGAAGCUCUGCGAAGAUCAAGCACCCCUAUUGAGCAUGCUCCAGUGUGCACCAGCCAGGCCUCCACCCCGCUGCUGCCCGCUUCUGCCCAGCCGCCUGCUGCCGCCUCUCCUAGGGCAGCCUCGCCACCCCUGGCCACAGCUACUGCCCAUGCUGCCACCGCCUCUGCUGCAGCCCCUACCUCGAUCCCUGCGGACAGUCCAAGACCCCAGGCCUCUACCUGCAGCCCUGCAGCAGCUACCUCUCCAGCACCAACUGCCCAUACGAGCUACAGUGAGGGUCCAGCUGCCCCUGCACCCAAGCCCCGAGUUGUCACCACUGCCAGCAUCCGGCCUUCUGUCUACCAACCAGUGCCUGCAUCUACCUACAGCCCAUCCCCAGGGGCCAAUUACACUCCAACUCCCUACACCCCCUCUCCUACCCCAGCCUAUACCCCUUCACCUGCCCCUACUUACACCCCUUCACCUGCUCCCACCUAUUCCCCCUCUCCUGCUCCAGCCUAUACCCCUUCACCUGCCCCAAACUAUAACCCCACACCCUCAGCGGCCUAUAGUGGGGGCCCAGCAGAGUCUGCCAGCCGUCCCCCCUGGGUGACAGAUGACAAUUUCUCUCAGAAGUUUGCCCCUGGCAAGAGCACCACGUCUAUUAGCAAGCAGACCCUGCCCCGGGGCGCCCCAGCAUAUACUCCGACAGGUCCUCAGAUGACCCCCCUUGCCAGAGGUACCGUCCAGAGAGCUGAGCGCUUCCCAGCCAGCAGCCGAACUCCACUGUGUGGCCACUGCAACAACGUCAUCAGGGGUCCUUUUCUGGUAGCCAUGGGCCGCUCCUGGCACCCGGAAGAGUUCAACUGUGCCUACUGCAAGACCUCAUUGGCAGAUGUGUGCUUUGUGGAGGAGCAGAACAAUGUUUACUGUGAGCGGUGUUAUGAGCAGUUCUUUGCCCCACUCUGUGCCAAGUGCAACACCAAAAUCAUGGGGGAAGUGAUGCAUGCCCUGAGGCAGACAUGGCACACCACCUGCUUUGUCUGUGCAGCCUGCAAGAAGCCUUUUGGGAACAGCCUCUUCCACAUGGAAGAUGGAGAGCCCUAUUGUGAGAAAGACUACGUCAACCUGUUCAGCACCAAGUGUCAUGGUUGUGAUUUCCCCGUGGAAGCUGGUGACAAGUUUAUUGAAGCCCUGGGGCAUACCUGGCAUGACACCUGCUUCAUUUGUGCGGUCUGCCAUGUGAAUCUGGAAGGGCAGCCGUUCUACUCCAAGAAGGACAAGCCCCUGUGCAAGAAGCACGCACAUGCCAUCAAUGUGUAGGGAGCCAAGGGCGUCUGGUGCAGACGAGGCCCCAGGCUGCUCCUGCUGCUGACAACGAAGGAUUCGAGGAGGCUGAUAUUUCUUUUGGGGGGAAAAGGGGGAAGAGAGGAAGCAAUUGAGCUCUUUUGAAGUAUAAUUUUAGUCUUUUCUUCUGUACACAUAUCGUGUAUUUGCAUAGUUCAGACUAGAAGCCAAAUGAAGAUUCUAAACCAAGCUAGUAAUUAAUCCAAGACUGGAAUUGCACUUCAAACGUUUAAGACAGGAUUCCAAGAACUCAAAAGUGAAAAAUGAAAAGCAGCUUUCCCAAAGUGAUACACCUCCCUGCUGUCAUCAGAGCAGGGACAGAGCUCAGAGCAGUCAUGGAGAAUCCGAAGCAUUCUGUGUUCUGUAGAGCUCCUCUGGCAAACAAAACGAAGUGCCAAACAGUGCUUGCUGCAGGGUAUUUUUAGAGCCAUAACUGAGAGCUUGUUAGCUAAGACCAAUUGGGCUUUCCUCGCCAAAAAAGGAAGUGUUAUUCCAUUACUAGCGUCAUGGAGCUACCUCUGCACAUCAGACUUCAGGCCAUGAACAAACUUGAAAUGUCUAAAAGGAGCCCAGAUGUCAGAAGAGGUGUCUUCUGGGAGCCACUGGGCGGUUGACAAGGCUCCAGGAAGAGCUCUGGUUCAUGCUGCUAACAGCCAAGGAAGGAUGGGCCCUUCAGCUUCCCUCUUUCAGUUUGAAAUAUCCCAUGUCCCUGGAAGGCUUAGCUCCUUUUUGAAUUGUGAAGGAGAAGUGGAAUUGGGUUUUUCCAGUUUAGCUUUGUAGUGUAUGAGAGGAGAGUUUAAAAGAUUCUGGGUUGCGUUUGACCCUUGUUUUGCUUUAAGAGAUUCCUAAGCAUGAGUGUCCUCUGCAUGUAUUUCACUCCCUACCUGCAACUGCUCACUUAUAAUGUCUUCCUCAGCACCCCUACCCCCCAAACAGGCUCCAUGGCCUGUGGAAAGAAAAGACAGUGUCUGACACAGGAUGGCAGAACAGGCUAACACGCCCAAACUGUGGGUGGGGAAGAGGAACCUUACUUUCUGCCAACCUCAGUAAGAACGCAUGAGCUGGCAGGAUCUUCAGGUCUGCACCAUCCUUUUCAUACAUAUAUUCCUUUAAAUGCAGCACACUGAUUAUGUACAGUCAUCUUGAUGGCUGGAAGGAAAAGAAGGAUGUUUUGCUGUUUUGGCCAAUAUUUUCAGAAUGUAUAAGGUGUAUUGAUCUAGCAGUUAUUUAAGUAUUUAAUGGAAUAGACUUGAGCCUUUAAUUUCUUUGCAAUAUAGGUGAUAGUUGGAGUUAAGUAAUCAUUACUUAAAGCUGUUUGGCAAUAAAAUGAGAAGCUUUAUUUCUGAGGUUGGAGACCAAAUGCUCUCUUUCCUUUUUAGGAAACACUAUUAAGAUGUUCAUAGAAUAUGGCAUUGAAGCAAGCAGUUUGCAUGGAUGUUUUGGAUUGGAGCACAAUAUUUAGGCAUUUUUCCUAUUCUCUGAUAAUGUCUCCUCACUCUUGUGUUGAAUUUUCUCUUUGCACGUUUGAAAUGUUUUACAGGAAUACAUUAGGACUUUUUUUCUGCUGAGAACUUCCAGGGGACUGCCGUUCUACCAGAGUGUGUCUCUUCUCCCCGAGGGACAAUGAAACAGCUGGCCAUGUCCCUAGCGGAAGCCCAUACUUUGUCCAAGUGCAAGGCCAUCGGCCCUUCCUGGCACCAUUAGGGAGGAGCAUAAAUGUGCUCCUACCAGAGGGCACUUUUUUUAUUUUGAUGCAGUAAAGAAAGUAAACACAAAGCACCAAGGAGAGUAAAUUUUGCUGGAACAGCCUGGAAAUUUUGCAUGAGAUGCAAACAAGUACCUUGGAGUAUUCUGUUAUUCUUGGAAAGUUCAAAUAUACAGGGACAAGAAGCUUGCUACUACAUAGAAAGGCUCUAAGCAGGGUUUUUGUCCAGAAAAUCAUCUACUAAGUGAUCAGCAACUGUUCUGGAGGAAAGAAAAACAUUUUAGAGUUUCUAAAAUCUCUUUUUAAAGGUUUUAUGCAAGUGUUCAUUAAAAAAUGUGUGAUCAACCAGGUGUGGUGGUACAUGCCUGUAAUCCCAGCUACCUGGGAAGCUGAGGCAAGAGAAUCAUAAGUUUAAGGCUAACCUGGGCAAUUUAGACCCUGUAUUAAAAUAAAAAAUUAAAGGGUUGGGGAUUUAGCUCAGUGACAGAGUGCUCCUGGAUUCAAUCCCCAGUACUAGAGGGGAAAAAAAGAAAAAAGGGAAAUAUGGAAAUAUCUUAAAGGACAGUUUUACCUUAGUCCUCUAUUGAAAAAUUUCCCCCACAUUUCAGAGCUCAGGAUCCUGAGACUCUUAUUUGCCAAAAAAAUAAGCAAACAAGCAAUAAAACGUUUUUAAGGGUUGAGGGAUAUAGCCCAGUGAUAGAGUGCUUUGCUAGCAUGUGCCAGGCCCUGGGUUUGAUGCUCAGCACUGCAAAACAAAACCAAAAACCAAACACAACCACCACCAAAACAAACAAACAAACAAAACAAACAAACCUUAAAGAUAGCAGGAAAAGGAGGUAGUGUUGAGUGUGGUUCACCUGUUUUCUGUGAGUCUGGCGUAGUGUCAAGAUUAAGACGGUGUAGUUCAAGUUAAUAUCAUGGGUGUCCUACAACACCAGACAUAACUUUUAAUAGUUCAUGGUAAGGAGCACACUGAAUCUAUAGUUCUUGAUUGCUUUAUAUGACAUUAAUUUAACACUGAUAAACAUUAACUUUUUGUAAAGGAGUGACUUUGUUCUGCAGUGUUUGUGUUAGGAAUCUAGCUUUUAUAAUGUUAACUUUUCAACAUAUGAUACCUUUCCUAUUUUUUGUGUGUGUUUUCUUUCCCUGGGAGUGGGGGCGGGUAAGAUUUCAGAAGUGGAGUGUAACAUGUUAGAGGUGUGCACAAAACUAUUUUGCAUGGUUUUUGUUCAUUUGGUAUUUUUUUGUUUUUGUUUUUUGGCCCGUGUGAAUUCUACUUUUUAGUAAAAUAAAACUCAAAAAAGGAUGUGCAAAUAA
Messenger RNA from Marmota monax (woodchuck), 5406 nucleotides. It is a transcript of the gene Ldb3, whose product is annotated as LIM domain binding 3. Gene Ontology annotation, cellular component: Z disc; adherens junction; stress fiber. The transcript is spliced from 14 exons. Gene Ontology annotation, molecular function: muscle alpha-actinin binding; actin binding. The record is from RefSeq and is a predicted model, not a curated record. Gene Ontology annotation, biological process: muscle structure development; actin cytoskeleton organization; heart development. The coding region runs from base 183 to 2360 and encodes 725 amino acids. Lineage: Eukaryota; Metazoa; Chordata; Mammalia; Rodentia; Sciuridae.